Messenger RNA from Ictidomys tridecemlineatus (thirteen-lined ground squirrel), 3558 nucleotides. NCBI's taxonomy places the organism in Eukaryota, Metazoa, Chordata, Mammalia, Rodentia, Sciuridae. The record is from RefSeq and is a predicted model, not a curated record.
CCAUUUGGUCAGAGCCCUCAACAAGAAGAGAGGCAAGGACAAAGUCACCAUGGCAUCAGUGUCCACUCAGGGGAGCCAAGAGAAAGGUCCCCACUUGCCACCACUGAGCAAGCAGCCAUAGCCAGGACAAGAACAAAUGCAAUACUCCUUGACUUACAAUGGAGAUACAUCUCAAUAAUCUUGUCAUAAGUUGAAAAUAUCUUAAGUCGAAAAUGCAUUGUAAACAUCUAUCCUACUGAAACACAUCCUAGCUUAGAAACACAACACAGUACAGAGCAUGAACUUUUCAUCUUCACAAUUGCCCAGGGGAAAGGUGGCCACAGCUAAAUGCUGCUGCCCGGCAUCACAUGAAAAUAUUGCAUUGCAUAUUGCUAGCAAUUUAAGGAAAAGAUCAAAAUUCAAAGUAUGGCUUCUACUGAAUGCAUAUCACUGCCAUGCCAUCAUAAAAAUGGAAAAAUCUGAACCAUCAGUAAGUCAGGGACCGAUUUGAUUUGAUUUACCUGGGAAAGGAGGCGUGCUUGCUGAGGAGCACAGGUGCUAAGAAAUGGAGGAGAGUUGGAGAGAAAGAAGAGGGAGGAUGCCAGCUUGCAUUGCUUGUAGAUCUCUGAAGGCAUAGACGCCAUGAGCCCCUCCACCUUGUUAAUAUAGCAUCAUGCAUGUCAAGUGCUUGGCAUAGUGCCUGGCCCAUGAGAAAGUGCUCAAGAAAUGGUGACCACCAUCCACACUGAUACCUACUACAAAGAGCCUGAAAAGGAACAGUGGCAAAAUCAGCAAAUCCUUCUCUUCACUGAGGAGGCAACACUGAGCUUGAUCUUAAGAGCAGAGCAUGUUGUUUUGUCCAAAAUCAAAACUGCACAUCCACAGAGGAGAGAUAGCCAAGAUUAUUCGAGAAUGUCAAGAAGAAAGUUUCUGGAAGAGAGCUCUGCCUUUCUCUCUUGUAAGCAUGCUUGUCACCCAGGGACUAGUCCACCAAGGUUACUUAGCCGCUAACCCAAGACUUGGAUCAUUGCCUAAACUUGCACUUGCUGGCAUCUUAGGAUUUGGCCUUGGAAAGGCUUCAUACAUAGGAGUAUGCCAGAGUAAAUUCCAUUCCUUUGAAGAUCAGCUGCGUGGAGCUGGUUUUGGUCCAGAGCAUAACAGGCAUUGCCUGCUUACCUGCGAGGAAUGCAAAAUAAGGCAUGGAUUAAGUGAAAAGGGAGAUUCACAGCCUUCGGCUUCCUAAACUGUCUAUGGCUUUUGAGUUUUCUAAACCUCUGAAUUUAUACACAUUUAAAAUUUCAAGAGUACUUUAAAAUGAUAUACUUCUUUUGAUUCUCUUGCUCUUUUGAAAUGCUUUCUGUGGAAGGCUCUCCCCUGAAUUGAGCAUGACAUAUUUUUCUGCUAAGAACAUGUUGAGAGCCCUCACAUAUCAAACAAACAUACAAUAACAGCAGCAGAUGAUAUUGCACCCUGCCUGGCUUACAGCUGAGUAAAGGAAUUGAGUCUUCUCUGAUUAGCCUCCAUCUUUUCUUUCACUCUGCUUUUCUUCAAUGUUUUAAGUUUUCUAGUAGAAGACAGGAAUGAAUGAGGAGGAAGCUGGGGAGUCAUGACCCAAAGAAAAUUCAGGUAUUUGGAGAUAGAUAGAAGUACAGGCUGAGAAAGACUGUGUCUUUUAUAAGCACUAGAAGUGUUUCCCAUUGCUAGGCAUGGUGGCGCAUGCCUGUAAUCCCAGUAGCUCGAGAGGCUGAGGCAGGAGGAUUGAGAGUUCAAAGCCAGCCUUAGCAACUUAGCAAGGGCCUAAGCAACUCAGUGAGAUGCUGUCUCCAAAUAAAAUAUGGGGAUAGGCUGGAGAUGUGGCUCAGUGUUUUAGUGCUCCUGAGUUCAAUCUCUGAUACCAAUAAAUAAAUAAUAAAUAGAUGAAUAAGAAGUGCUUCUCAAGACAUAGGAGCCAAGAUUUCAUUCAAAAUGGUCAAAAUAUGAAACAACUGUCCUUUCAGUGAUGGACAUAACUGUGAGGCUCAUCAGUGCAUGAGGUUUUUAAAAACACCUAUCAUCUUUCAGUUACCUGCUAAGCUAAUAGGUACGCAUUUGUGAUCACUCUUUAAUAGGAUACUUUUGUAGACUACUAGUGGCCUGAAAGAAUAAACCCAUUUUCCCAAACCAUUCUCCUUCUUCCAAGCAGCUCAUUUAUGGGGAGAAUAACUUGAGGAAUUAACUCACAGAAUGAUAAACUCUUAGAAUUUUAGGGAGUUCAGAGUCAAUUUAACUCCAAGAGUCAGAUUUCUAUUCUCCAACCAUGUUCGUUGCAUGAAAAAAAAAAAUUCUCUAUUUGGGAACCUUUUGUUUUACAUCAAGUUGGCUAAGCCUUAUUAAAAAAAAACUUCAAUUGGAUCUUUGCACCUGCUCGGGAAAAUGCUUUAGAUAUGUAUUGACAUUUAUGUUGUGUGUAUGUGUAUGUGUGCAUACACAUUUGUGUUUCACUUAAGAUAUCUUAAAGCCUGUAGCAUGGAAGUAAAAAGGGACACCUCAUCAUAAGUUAAUACUUGGUAUAAAAUAUUGUAUUUGAAAAGCCAAAAAUAUGUGGAAGUUUUUCAUUCCAAACAUUAACUAUAUGGAAUGGAUGGCUUGACUGAGUUUCCUCUUUAUUUUACAUAUCCUGUUUUUUAGUCAAUAAAGUUCUAUUUCUAUAAAUUAGAAUGCAGAGCAAAUAUUGUAGCCUUUCUCCCCCUACCUCCCACCCCAUUGCUGGGGAUCAAACAACAAAGGGCCUCAUGCAUUCUAGGCAAAUGCUGUACCACUGAUCUACACCUCAGCCCCUAUUCUAGGUUUUUGAAUGCAGUUUAAUUUUUGGCUCUGACAUCUAGCAAUUGAUGAUUCUUCAUUAUAUCUGCUAUUGAAAACAAUCCAGAAUUAGGGCCAGUUAUAUCCUGCAUCCCAGAAAAUGAUUUUGCAGCAAGCCAUUGUUAAAAAUAAAUCUUGGCUAGGGGCUGGAGGUGGGGUGAUACAGGACAUGCCUAGCACAUGGGAGGCCCAGGGUUCAAUCCCCAAUACCAUUCAAGAAAACAACAACAACAAACAAACAAAAAAAAAACAGUCUUUGUGUACUGGGAAAGAGUGCAUUAUUAUUUACUGUUGACAUCUUCAUAGUUCUCAAUCAAAUUGGAUUUAUUGCUUGGACUUUCUGCUUUCCCUAAGUAGACAAGUUAUUCAUUGAAGCAGUUUAUCAUAGUGAUUUAUCUUGUGUGAAGGAAAAUCAAGAAGAAGAAAACUGGAAGGUCAUCCAGAUUCAUACCUCUAGUCAUUGCAGAAGGAAAGUAACUUGAGGGGAAUAUCUGCUGCUCAUGUUUCACCAACACUCAUAACCAACCCAGUCAUAAGCUUAUGAAAGCAGAAUCUUCAUAAUGGGAAAAAAACUUGGCAAAGAAUAGCAGGACAACAUUGUGGAUAAACUUGCAUGAAGUAGAAAAUAAAAUAUGAGACUACAUAGUAACAGUUGUAUACCUAACCAACUUUAUUAACAGAUUUUCCUAUGAUGAUAUGGUCUGAUAUUCUAGAGUGAAUAAAAUGGAAAAUAUCCUA